AUGGAUAUUGAUGCAUAUUUAAGUGCACCAUCAGGUGUCCACAAAGGAAAGAUUAAGUUAAGGCUCAUUGUAGAGUCAAAUGGCAACCAAUACGAGAAGUGUCUCGAAGGCACACCCGAAACACUAAAGUCAUUCAUCACAAAGAUUAAUACAAAAGCAAAGAAGGAAGAAGAAACACUGAGGAAAGCAUUGGCAUUGGGUAUGGCUCAGGCCUCAAUGAAGAGUUUGUCUAAUCUCAGCUUGGGCAAUUUAAGAACCAAGGACUCUAAGGAGUCCAAGGAGUCAUCAAAGGACUCCAAAGAGUCAAAGGAGUCGACAAAGGAGUCUAAGGAAUCAUCAAAGGCGUCAAAGGACUCUAAAGAGUCAGCAAAGGAGUCCAAGGACGCCAAGGAGUCGUCAAAGGAGUCAUCAAAGGCGUCAAAGGAGUCCUCUGCCAAAGAGCAAGUGCCAGCAGCAGAGCUCAAGCCAGUACCAAUAUCGAGUUUUGGAAAGUUGGCAUCGCCAACAUUGUCAAAGAAGGACGCGGCAUCCACUUCCACACCAUCAUUCUCAACAUCCAAGUCAAAGGAAUCAUCGUCAUCACCAUCGAUCGUAUCGCCAUCAUCAAAGUCCAAGGACUCACCGUCGACCUCAUCACCAGCAACAUCAUCACCCACACAUAUAGGCCUUGGCAAGGAUGCCAUUGGCAACAAGGAUGCAGCGCCAGCGCCCGCACCCAACGUCGUGCCCCACGACCCCAAGUUCUUUGGCGUGGCGCUCGACACAUUGAUGGAUCGCCAAAAGUCCGACCCAUCAUCACGCAUCCCAGUGUUCAUAAGAAACGCGCUGAAACACCUGUUUGUCAAUGGCUUGGCCAUUGAGGGACUGUUCCGUAUAUCGGCAUCACAGGCGGAUGUUGUGUCGCGCAAGGCCGCCGUUGACAAGGGUGACAUUCAAAUGGCCAAGGAUGAGAACCAUCACGUCAUCACAAGUUUGGUAAAGAUCUUCCUGAGGGAGCUGCCCGAGCCCAUCUGCACCAACGCACUCUACGACACAUUCUUGGCCGCUUCGGAUCAGGUCGUCAAUGGCUCGCUGGACACGCUGAAGAAGGUGCUAGUCAAGCUGCCAGAGAACAACAAGACACUGUUGCAGCAUCUCGUACACUUCCUGACGAUGGUGUCAUCCAACGCGCAUGUUAAUCUCAUGAACCACUCCAACCUGGGCAGGAUCUUUGGACCAAACCUCUUCUGGCGCAAGGAGACGUCAAACGUCGAUAUGUAUCAGCUGCAGGCCACCAGCGACAAGGUCAACAACCUGGCCGAGGCACUCAUCGUCAACUACAAGGAGUUGUUCGAGGAGCCACUGCCAUCGAUCAACGGCAGGCUCACACUCCAGACCAAGAUGCUUGGACACAAGAAGUCGGUGCAAUGGCUGGCCUUGGUCGACCAGGACAAGCGUGUGUGCAGUCUAGACACUCUGGGACUGCUCAAGGUAUGGGACUCACAGAGCAACCAACUACUCCACGAGUUCUCGAUAUGUGAGCAGGGUGCCAUUGUUUACUCAAUGGUUGGCGCAUCGAACGAUACCAUCUGGACGGCCACAUCACAGUCGACCAGCAUCUGGAGUCUUGACGGCAAAUUGAUUGGCGAGAUACCAGGCGAGACCUUCUCAAUCUGCGAGUCGCAACUGGGCGAGAUGUGGGUGGCUGGCAACCAGGUCAUCUCAAUCUAUCGUCUGGCCGACGUGCCCACCACCGCCGACACAGCACCCAUCAGACCAAUCAGCACGGAUAUCUUCAACCAGAACAUGUUCAUCCUGGCGCUAUGCAGGGUGGGCAAGACCAGGAUGUGGGGCUGCUCCUCCAACAAGUUGCUCUACGUCUGGGAUGUCAACACCAAGGAGAUCCUUCACAAGACCGAGCUGUCUGAGCGCAGGCCCAAGCGUAUCGCCUACGUCGAGACCGAUGACUACGAGGCCGUUUGGGUCGGUGGAGACGAGGGCACCAUUCAGAUCAUCAAUGCCAAUACUUAUGAGCUAAUGCACAGAGUAGAGAACAAUGGAUGGGACAAGUUGUUUGUGUUGGCUACGAUUGGACGCGAGGUUUGGUCAUCGACAUGGGACAUUUGUGUGCGUCUUUGGGAGCCCAAGUCGAGAGAAGUGACGACAGAGAUCAAGGGCAAUCAUGCCGAUGCCGUGUCGGCUAUUUUAGAAGUGCCCAACCUCAAGGGUGGCGACUCAUUCAUCUGGUUCGGUUCGAAUGACAAGUCCAUCUCAACAUAUCAAAGCUGCAGCGCGGCCAGCAGCAAGUGGUCCACAGCCGGCGCAAAGCGAACCAGCACCAAAGGCAGCAAGAUUGGAUUCACCUACAGAGGAUAG
Molecule: messenger RNA, 2355 nt
Organism: Acytostelium subglobosum LB1
Lineage: Eukaryota; Evosea; Eumycetozoa; Acytosteliales; Acytosteliaceae
Exons: 3
Coding region: 1-2355 (784 amino acids)
Biological process (GO): regulation of GTPase activity; signal transduction
Cellular component (GO): cytoplasm
Molecular function (GO): protein binding
Source: RefSeq, a predicted model, not a curated record